Molecule: messenger RNA, 12322 nt
Organism: Scatophagus argus
Lineage: Eukaryota; Metazoa; Chordata; Actinopteri; Scatophagidae
Gene: smg1
Product: SMG1 nonsense mediated mRNA decay associated PI3K related kinase
Exons: 64
Coding region: 180-11147 (3655 amino acids)
Biological process (GO): nuclear-transcribed mRNA catabolic process, nonsense-mediated decay; phosphorylation
Cellular component (GO): nucleus
Molecular function (GO): protein serine/threonine kinase activity; protein binding
Source: RefSeq, a predicted model, not a curated record
CAUUGAUGUCCAACUACCGCGAAACCUCAAAGAAGAAGCGGAAACACAACCGUGAGCUAGCUAGAACGAGGAGUUGCUAACCGAUUUAUGAGACCUGACAAAACAUAAUAGUGUAAAGUAAUCCUAAAAACGACAAACGGUUACCGCUGUCAGCGGAUCAUGCGGCUCUCUAAAAGGUAAUGAGCCGUAAAGCCUCGGGGUCUCGGCUCAGCGGCGCCCAUAAACUGCAGCCUCACUGGAAUGACUGGCAGCCCAGAGUUGACAGUGUGUUAUCCAGCCAGGACGGAGUAAAGUCCAGAGAGCUUGGUUCAGCAGCAUUGUACAACGUGUUGCCCUCCAGCUGCCCUGACCAUCCAGUGGUGCCCAGCAAUGCCUAUGCUGCUGCAGAUACACACCAGGAAGAGGGUGAAUAUGAAGCUGGUCAAGGCGUCUGUGAUAAUACGGUUGGUUGGAAGUCGGUGGGGCAAGAGUUGAGGCCCAAUGACUUGACAACAGAUUUGACUCCUUUUCAGCAUGGAAACCGUGCUUUAGCUUCAAAGGACAUGAAGAAAUCGCAGGACAGAGGGAUGGCUCACUCAGAGGAGUCUCGGCUGGCCAACCUCCUGCGCCGAGUCUCCAGGGAAGAUGAUCGCGACCGCAGGCUGGCCACCCUUAAACAGUUGAAGGAAUUCAUCAGCCAUGGCGAGAGCAAAGUGACCCUGGUCAAACAGCUGGACACCAUCCUCAACAUCUUGAAUGAUAUUUUGAAUGAGAGCAGUAAACUGUUGUGGGAGUUGCGUCAGGAUGCAGCAGCCUGCCUGGGUCUCCUCUGCACUGUGCUCAGCUACGAGGCUGAGCGUAUCUUCAAGUGGCUUUUUCUCAAGUUAACUUCAAGCAGUCGUGACGAGGUUAAGCUCUUGUACCUGGUUGCAGCACAGCGUGCUUUGGAGGCUGCUGGUGAGAGGAAGGCCUUUUCUCAAGUCAUGCAGCUGGUGAUGAGCAACCUACAGUCCAUCUUGGAGAAUGUUGACACACCAGAGCUGCUUUGCCAAAGUGUGAAGUGUAUUCUUCAGGUGGCUCGCUGCUACCCGCAUGUCUUCAGCACCAACUUCAGAGACACAGUAGACAUCUUGGUUGGUUGGCACAUUGACCACACACAGAAGCAGUCAGUGACUCAACAAGUUUCAGGCUGGCUGCAAAGUCUGGAGCAGUUCUGGGUGGCAGACCUGACCUUCUCCACCACAUUGCUGGGACAGUUCUUGGAGGAUAUGGAGGCAUAUGCAGAGGAUCUGAACCAUGUGGUGUCAGGUGAGGCCCUGGAUGAAGACAUCCCCCCUCCAUCGGUGUCACUGCCAAAACUAGCAGCUCUACUGAGGGUUUUCAGUACAGUAGUCCGCAGCAUCGGAGAGCGAUUCAGCCCCUUCAGAGGACCACCUAUUACUGAGGUCUACGUCACAGAUGUUCUGAACCGGGUCCUUACCUGUGUGACUACAGCGAAACAGGUCCAGUUCUCAGAGGCCGUUCUCACAGCAGGAAAUGAAUGUGUUGGUGUGUUGCUGGCCAGCGUGGAACCCUGUGGUCAUCUAAUGGAAGCUGUCCUAGCCUAUGGUCUGGACCAGCUGGACUGCUGCCAGACCUGUGGCUCAGACUACAAUCUGGCAGUGCUCAGCCUCCUCACUCUGAUAGUGGACCAGAUAAACACAAAGCUGCCGGCAACCUUUGUUGAGAAAUUGUUGGCACCUGACUCCCAGCUGCUGAAGCUGCGCUUCCAUAGAGAGAAAGAGGUGAUGUCAGCUGUUCAUGGUGUGUACCAAGCACUUUUAAGCCUGAAAAACAUUCCAACACUGGAAGCAGCUUAUAAAAUGGUAUUGGGCGAGAUGGCAUGUGCCCUGUCUAGCCUGAUGGCAACCAUGGAACCCAGUGGUGGGGUACCAGCACCUGUUGGCCCCUGCCCCAACAUCCAGCACCCUGCUUUUGCAUCCCUCACCUUACCCCAGGAGAAGGCCCAGUUCACCGUCAUCUUCAACCUCAGCACCCUUACCACUAUUGGCAACACCAAAAACUCUCUCAUUGGGAUGUGGGCGUUGUCUCCUACGGUGUUUGCUCUGCUCAGUCACAAUCUGAUGCUGGUCCACUCUGAGUUGGCAGUCUACUAUCCUGCCAUCCAGUAUACUGUGCUCUACACCCUGUACUCCCACUGCACAAGACAUGAUCAUUUCAUCUCAUCCAGUCUGUCCUCAUCUUCUCCCUCCUUGUUUGAUGGCGCCGUCAUCAGCACUGUGACAACAGCGACAAAGAAGCAUUUUAGCACACUGUUAAGCCUUCUGGGAGGUCUGCUGGUGAAAGAGCACCUCUACCUGGAGACCAGGAGGCUGCUGCUGACUUGGGCUCAGGAAAUUUCUGUACUGAUGAAGUCAUCAGACACCUAUAGCCCUCUGUUCUCCUUGCCAUCCUUCAACAAGUUCUGCAGGGGCCUGCUGGCUAAUGGUCUGAAUGAAGACCAGAGUAUCAGCCUUCAGACCUGCCAUAGCUUACAACUCCUCUCUUCAUCUCUAUCUACUGAGCUACUGCAGAGGUGUGUGGAUGUGUGCAGGGUACAGCUGGUCCACUCAGCAGUGAGGGUCAGACAGGCCUAUGGCAAACUGCUACGGACAGUUCCUCUUGAUGUGGCUUUGAGUAAUCACAGCAACCCUGAGAUGAGGGAAAUCUCACUGGCCAUCCGCCACCACAUGAACCGAGGACCAAGCAGCACCUUCCACCCCCAGGACUUCAAUGACCUCAUCAGCUUCAUCUUAUAUGGGGUGCUGCACCGUGGAGGCAAGGAUCCUUGGCUGGAACGCCUGUACUACAGCUGCCAGCGGCUGGAGAAACAGGAUGGUCGAGGAGGUGCAGAUGGCAACAGGCCGGGUGUAGUGCCGCGGGCACUGUUGAAAACUGAGGUGGUGCUGUGGCAGUGGGCAGUGUGGGAAGCCGCACAAUUCACCGUACUGUCCAAACUGCGCACGCCGCUGGGCCGAGCUCAGGACACCUUCCAGACCAUUGAAGGUAUGAUCAGAAGCCUGGCUGCUCACAGUCUGAACCCAGAACAGGAUGUUGGAACGUGGGUUGGGGCUGGAGGAGAUGGGGAUAGUCACCACUCCAAUCAGCUCCGCCUUGCUCUGCUGCUUCAGUAUCUGGAGAACCUGGAGAAGCUCAUGUACAAUGCCUAUGAGGGCUGUGCCAGUGCUCUCACCGCCCCCCCAAAGGGUAUCAGGACCUUCUUCUACACCAACCGACAGACAUGCCAAGACUGGCUGACGAGGAUCCGCCUCGCGCUGAUGAGAGUCGGUCUUCUCUCUGGUCAGCCAGCAGUAACCGUUCGCCAUGGUUUUGACCUGCUUACAGAGAUGAAGAACAGCAACACCCAGAAUCCAGAGCUGGAGGUUCCUCUGACGUUACUGGUGGAGGCUCUGUGUGAGCUACAUUGUCCUGAGGCCAUCCAGGGCCUGGCAGCCUGGAGCCUCUUCACCACAGGCAGGAGUCUGGGCUGGCUGUCGUCAGUUGCCCUGCAGGCUGAUGGGCGGUUUGAGAAGGCAGCUCUAGAGUAUCAGGAUCAGCUGUCUGCAGUUACAGGGAUGGACUGCAGCAUCAAAAGCGCCGAAUGCUGUCUGCUCAAAUUCUCCAACAACUCGAGUAGUCCCAAACAGACCAGCAACGGUGACAGCAGGAAGACGGUGCUGCUUAAGUCCAGUGAGUGCUCUCCUGAUUUGAUCAACUUCCUGGCCAACAAAGCGUGUCAGUGUUAUGUGGCACUCUGUGAUUGGGCAUCUGUUAAGCAGUGGCAGGUCACCAUCAAUGCCCUCAAACAGAACUCCGCCAAUCCCGUCAGCAUCAACCUGAGGACGGAUUUCAACUACAUCCAGGCUUUGAGCUGCUUUGAGGAGGGAGAUCUGGCAGAGUGUGGGGCUCAGCUCGAGUUGCUGCCCGGAGAGGACUACAGCUCGUUGUCCAGCAGUAAGGACAAGCUGGAUCUAAAGAGGCUUCUGCCCUCAAUGAGUCCAGAUCCAACUGAGCUGCACAGAGCCAUUGAAGUGCAGCUCCUUCGCAGCUCUGUCAGCGCCAUGACCAAAGCCGCUCGGCAGCAGGAGCCGAGAACCGCAUCCAAUUCCGAUACGUUGGUGCGCUGCCUGAAACACACUGGACGGAUCUGCUUGGGUCCUCUUCGCCUGUCCACCCUCACUCUUUCUGACGCCCUUCCCACCCUUCCCACCCUGCAGCUCCACUGCACUGCCACCUUGGAGAACACGCUCACUGGACAAGAAGGCUGUGUGAUUCCUCUAUGCAGUGAGGCUCUGAACUCCUGUAAGCAACAGGAUGUCCAGCCUUUCCUUCAGGCCCUCAGAUACACCACGUUCCAGAGACAACUCCUCCACAGGGUCAAAGGUUACUCUUCCUCCAUCGAUGGCUGCCUAAUGGAGCUUUGUCUGACUGCUGCCAAAUUUGCCCGAAAAAAAGGCAACAUUGUUCUUGCAUCCCGCCUGCUCAGUCAGUGGAGUGAAGGGACGCAAGACGAGGGGCAGCCAGAUGAGUUGAGCCAGGCCUUCAAGCUUCUCAGCUUGGAGGGCACUCUGGGAGAGAAAUGGGGACCAGAGCUGCAGAUAGAAAAAGCCAAAGUCCUGAGAGCUGCAGGUCAGUCCAUGACAGCCAUGGAGAUGUUGAGCAGGGUCGCUCUGUCCUACUGCCACGUGGGGAAGAAUGAAGGCGCUGCCUGCCGCUCACUGCUGACGCUCUGCAAAUGGCUAUUGGCUGACUGGAAGGAUAUGACACCUCAGCUUAAACAGGUGGUAAAGAAAUCAGGAGCAGGAAAGACAACUAAUGCUGUGGGCGGCAUGUCUCCUCUCGGCCAUAAUAUCUCUGCUCUGCUGGAGCUUCCACUUGAGGAACAAGGCAUUUCCCACAUCAUCACUGAGACCUCGGUGAGUGUGGGUGUUGGGGAGCCAGACUUUGUGUUGGGCCAACUCUACCAGCUAUCCACCAGCCUAGCUCCAGAGAUGGCAAAGUCCUGGGCAGCCCUGGCCAGCUGGGCUUACCGCUGGGGCCGGAAGGUGGUGGAUAAUGCCAGCCAAGGGGAGGGAUUGCCUCUUCUUCCUGGGGAGAAGAAGGAGAUAGAGGAGCUGCUACCAGCAACCACCAGUGAAGAAGACAAAGAGACAAUAUUCAGCAUUCUCGGACAAGCCAUGUGUCGACCUACUGGCAUACAGGAUGAAGACAUGACUCUGCAACAGGAAGACGAUGAGGAUGACAUGGUAGAUGUGAUUUGGCGGCAACUCACUGGCUCCUGCCCCUGGCUGGGAGAAGCAGGCCAGCCUGUUACAGAGGGUCUCAUCCGGGUUUGGAGACGGGUGGUAGGCCGCAUCUUCGGCCUCUACAGGAUUUCUUGCCAAGCCUAUUUUACUUUCCUCAAGCUCAAUUCUGGAGAGAUCCCUAUAGAUGAGGAUGAUCCCAAACUCCUGCUGUCCUGUCACAACAGUAAACAGAGCAAUGACGACGUGAUCGUCAUGGCUACCUUGCGUCUCCUCCGUCUGCUAGUGAAGCAUGCUGGUGAACUCAGGGAAGAGCUGGAGCUGGGCUUAGCUUCCACUCCUACAUCACCUUGGAGGGGUAUCAUCCCCCAGCUUUUUUCUCGUCUCAACCAUCCAGAAGCAUACAUCCGACAGAGCAUAUGCAACUUGCUAUGUCGAGUGGCCCAGGACUCUCCACAUCUUAUCCUUUACCCUGCCAUUGUGGGCUCACUAUCCCUGGGAGGAGAAGCUCAGAAUGCAGGGAGUAAAUUGCCGUCGGCUUUGCCCACCUUCUUGGGCAGCAUGCAGGGAGAGGGCCUAGUGGAGGAAGAGCAACCAGACAGCAGCGAGCAAGGAGGAGCUCCAGAAGAGCUGGCAGCCUUCUACUCCAGUCAAGACCAAGCCAUGAUGCAGGACUGUUACAGCAAAAUCGUGGAGAAACUGUCUUUUGCAAACCCUACCAUGGUGCUUCAGGUCCAGCAGCUGGUGGGUGAGCUGCGCAGAGUGACCUUACUGUGGGAUGAACUGUGGCUGGGUGUGUUACAACAACAACACAUGCAUGUCUUGCGUAGGAUCCAGCAGCUGGAGGACGAGGUCAAGAGGGUGCAGAACAAUAACACACUGCGCAGGGAUGAAAAGAUAGCCAUUAUGCGUGAUAAGCACUCUGCUCUGAUGCGUCCCGUGGUUUUCGCCCUGGAUCACGUCCGUAGCAUAACAGCAGCUCCAGCAGAGACCCCACAUGAAACAUGGUUUCAGCAGACCUAUGGUAAUGCCAUCAUUUCUGCCCUGGAGCGGUUAAGGGAACCUGCCAAUCCCGCCAACCCUGCCAGCAGCUGGCUUCCUUUUAAGCAGAUCAUGAUGAGUCUGCAGCAGCGUGCUCAGAAGCGAGCCAGCUAUUUGCUUCGUCUGGAUGAGAUCAGUCCCCGCCUAGUGUCCAUGACCACAACAGAGAUAGCCUUACCAGGGGAGGUGUCAGCAUCAGAUGCUGUCACCAUUCAAAGCGUAGGCAAUACGAUCACCAUCCUGCCCACCAAGACCAAGCCAAAAAAGCUCUUCUUCCUUGGCUCAGAUGGACGCAACUACCCAUACCUUUUUAAAGGUCUGGAGGAUUUGCAUUUAGAUGAGCGCAUCAUGCAGUUUUUGUCAAUUGUAAACACCAUGUUCACAAAGAUCAACCAGCAAGAGAAGCCACGCUUUCAUGCCCGCCACUACUCUGUCACCCCCCUUGGAACCCGAUCAGGACUUAUCCAGUGGGUGGAUGGAGCCACACCACUGUUUGGCCUCUACAAGCGUUGGCAGCAGAGGGAAGCUGUGCUGCAGACUCAGAAGGGCCAAGACUCUUUGCAACAGCAGCAGCAGCCCAUGCCUCCGGUACCCCGCCCUAGUGAACUGUACUACAGCCGCAUUGGGCCAGCUUUGAAGGCAGUGGGGCUCAGUCUAGAUGUGACACGACGAGACUGGCCUCUCAGUGUCAUGAAGGAGGUGCUGAAAGAGUUAAUGGAAGCUACGCCUUCCAACCUGCUGGCCAAAGAGCUGUGGUGUUCCUGCACCACACCCAAUGAAUGGUGGAGGGUCACUCAGUCCUACGCCAGAUCCUCUGCCGUUAUGUCGAUGGUUGGUUACGUCAUCGGCCUUGGUGACCGUCAUCUUGACAAUGUGUUGAUUGACAUGACCACUGGCGAAGUGGUGCACAUUGACUACAAUGUUUGCUUUGAAAAAGGGAAGAGCCUGCGGGUGCCAGAGAAGGUCCCAUUCAGGAUGACCCACAACAUUGAGACCGCUCUAGGAGUCACUGGGGUGGAGGGCAUCUUCAGGUUGUCCUGUGAACAGGCAGUUCAAAUGAUGCGCCGUGGAAGAGAGACACUACUGACCCUGUUGGAGGCCUUUGUCUAUGAUCCCCUGGUUGACUGGACUGCUGGAGGUGAGGUGGGCUUUGCUGGUGCAGUGUAUGGAGGGGGAGGCCAACAGGCUGAAAGCAAGCAGAGCAAGAGGGAGAUGGAGAGGGACAUCACACGCUCGCUCUUCUCCUCCAGGGUGGCUGAGAUCAAGGUUAACUGGUUUAAGAAUCGUGAUGAGAUGCUGGCGGUGCUUCCACGGGUGGAAGAGGCUGUGGAAGAGUACUUGGUCCUGCAGGAACUGCUCUGCCAGGGUGAGAAACUACAAGCCAAACUUCAGGAGGAGAUGGCCUUCCUGGAGGGAGCAGAGAACCAUCCAGACCAUCUCAUUCUCACCCUGGAGCAAAGGUACUCUGAACACACCCAGCUCCAGUCGCGGCAGCGGACAGUGCAGGAGGCCAUUCAGAAUAAACUGGCUGACCUUGACCAGUGGAUAUCCCAGUACCAGGCAGCAUUUUCCAGCCUGGAGGCCACCCAGCUGGCCAACCUGCUCCAAGACAUCAGCAGCCCCAUAGAUCUUGGUCCUCCUAGCUAUGUACCAGCUACAGCCUUCCUGCAAAAUGCAGGCCAGGCGCACCUGAUCAGCCAGUGUGAGAGUCUGGAAGCGGAGGUGAGCUCCUUGCUUCAGCAGCGCCGUGGAGCCCUUCGUGGCUGCCUGGAGCAGCUCCACAGCUAUGCUACAGUGGCUUUGCUGUACCCACGGACAACCCUGCUGCUCCACCGUGUCCACCAGUGGAAAGCCUGGUUGGAGGAACUGCUGACAGACAUGUCAGUAGAGCACUGCCAGCACAUCUGCAGACAGUAUGAAGUACUAUUUGCUCCUCAGGCUCCUGCAGGCUCCUGCCAGUUCCUGUCCAGUGUGGAGUUGACUUUGCAGCACCAAGUAGCUGACAAUAAUGAACGUGUGAUGCAGCAAGCAGAGAGACUCAAGGCUGAGGGCACAAAUGCAGCAGCCUGCGAGGAGCAGCUGCAGGAGAUUGAGCACUGCAUAACAGUGUUCCUCCGGGAGAACGGAGAGCCAGGCUCCCUCAGUCUGGCUGGCAUCAUCACCUCUGCCCUCUGUACACUCUGCAGGCAGAACCUGGUGAUGGAGAGUGCAGCUGCCAGCGCAGGAGAGCAGCUGAAAGACCUGACAUCUCGAGAUGGUGCGUGGUUCCUGGAGGAGCUCUGUAGUAUGACUGGUAAUGUCAGUGCCCUGGUAACACUGCUACAGCGCUGCACACUCCUGCACCAUGACCUGGAGCUGCCUGCACCCUCAGCCACCACCCAGGCUGUUUACCUGGCCAAUGCUGUGUACACCUGCUUGCAGGAACUGAACACCAACUUCCAUCAGAUCAUCUUUCCAGAGGCUCUGCGCUGCAUGGUAAAAGGAGAGCCCACCCUGGAGUCCAUGUUGGUAGAGCUGGAGCAGUUGGUGGAGCAGAGUUCUGACGGUCUUGGCCUGCAGGGUUUGGCCGACAGCCUGCAGGCCACCACGGGUGCGGACCAUGAUGGGCGCAACCGCUGUCUCCACAUUACAAGAAUGCUGCGUGCACAAUACUCUGAGCUGAUCCAGCCUCGAAGCAUGGAUGGACCGAAUCAGGACACACCAAAGAUGUCUGCGGGUCAAAUGUUGUUGGUGGCCUUUGAUGGCAUGUUCACCCAGCUAGAGAAUGCCUUUGGGCAGCUCACAGAGAAGCUGAGCUCCCUAGAGGUGCCCUCAGCCUGGAGGAAGGUGGAUGUUUUGAGGGAGACUCGGGCCACACAGCUCCACUUCUUUGACAGCCUGAAUCAGCGGCAGUUGAUGGAAGAAGUAUUCUUUCUAAAGAGACUGCAAACCAUCAGGGACUUCUUCAGGCUGUGUGCUUCCUUUGCUCAGACUCUGUCAGGUACCUGUCCAAUAGCUGACGACCUGUUACCUACAAAUGGACCAGUUGGUUUGGGGAAGUCACUGUACCGGCUUCCCACUGCGACAGGUUCAAGUGUGACAGUCAUCAGCGAGGAAAAGAUGACUCUCCCCAUCAAGGUCUUCACAGCUGAGUUUGUUCGGCAGUUGGUUUUGGGUCUGCCCAGCCAAGCCCUCGGCCUGGCCCUCUGCAGCACCCUGUCCCUCCUUGGCCUGGAUAUUGUUGCCCAGGUGGAGGCGAAAGACUUUGGUGCAGAGAGUAAGGUGUCACUGGAUGAGCUUUGUAAGAAGGCAAUGGAACAGAGCCUAGCAUCAGGUCAGGUCUCCCAGCUGCUGCUGAACAGAGCCACAGUGCUGGCCUCCUCCUAUGACACUGCCUGGAAGAAAGUAGACCUGCUCAGGAGGUUGGACACCAACCUGGAGGCAGCCAAAGCCAGUCUGCAAAGGAGCCAGCUGCACAUCGCCAUGUUUCAGUGGCAACAUGAAGAUGUUCUGGGCCCCACUAAUCAGCCUCUAAGUGUCAGCAUUCCCCCUCGAUCUGUCAUCCUCAGCAACAUGAAGAAAAAGCUGUACAAGCUGAGUCAGGAUGAGGGAGCCAUGGCUGCUAUUCAGGAGAAGUUGGUGUCAUUGGAGGGCAGCAUCGAGCAGCGUCUGAAGUGGGCUGGUGGAGCCAAUCCAGCGCUCGCCCCUGUUCUGCAGGAUUUUGAGAUGACCAUCAGGGAGAGACGUGCCAUGGUGGCCAGAGAGAACCAGCGCACCAGCCAGGUCACCUUCCUGUGUUCAACCAUCCUUAACUUUGAAGGCCUUCGGACCCGAUCCCCGGAGGCCCUCAACUUGGAUGCAGCUCUGUUUGAGCUACUGAAGCGCUGCCAGCAAACCUGUUCCUAUGCCGCCCAGUUUAGCAGCACAGUAUCUCCACUGGAGCUGCAACUAUUGCACAGACUGAGUCCCGUGCUGGACCUGCCCAUUGGUACUCCUGAUUGGCUAAGUUGUGCCCAGAGGCAGCUGGAGCAGGAGCUGAGUGUUGAGCGGAGGACUCAGGAAGAGCGGGAGCACCAGCUUGAGUCCUGUGGAGAGACACUGCAGCUCUUGGUUGACUCCAUUAAGACCAUUCUGUCCAACCACAACCGCCUACUGGCUGAUGUCAAGUAUCUGCUGAGAGCCAUGGCUAAGGAUGAAGAGACGGCGUUGGCUGAUGGUGAAGAGGUGACAUAUGAGGGCAGCGUGCGUCACUUCCUGUUGGAGUACAAAGCAUGGCAGGACAAUAUCCAGCUGGUUUUAUUCACUGUAGUCCAGGCCAGUGGACAGCCUCGUAACCAGGAGCAGCUUGAACUGCUGGAGGAUGUUCCUGCUACCCUGAAAGAACUGCACUCACAGAGCCAGAGUGUGUAUAAUGGCCUAGUGGGCUUCGCCUCUCCACUGGUGACAGACAGAGACAGUGAAUGUGCCAGUCCUGUUUCUGCAGCACAGACGAGCUUUGCAGCAGCUGUUAGAUGCAGUGGGGUGAAGACCCAGCCAGACUCAAUGUCCCAGAAUGCGCGUAAAGCUCUGCCACGUAACCUGGAAACCCCCACUGACACUCCACCCAGCACUGUGCUGAUGAACAGCAAAGGCCUUAACCCCAGUCCCAAGAGGGCUGUACGAGACCCGAAAACAGGACGAGCUGUCCAAGAGAGGAAUUCGUAUGCAGUCAGUGUGUGGAAGAGAGUGAAAGCCAAGCUGGAAGGCAGAGACGUUGAUCCCAACAGGAGGAUGAGCAUCACAGAGCAAGUGGACUUUGUCAUCAAGGAGGCCACCAACAUGGACAACCUAGCCCAGCUGUAUGAGGGCUGGACUGCCUGGGUGUGAAACACUAUGCUCCUUCAAUGUCUUUGGUCCGGCAAAGGCUUGUAGAUCCACACCAGAGUCCAGAGGGCCUAUGGUGUCGGAAGAACAGCACCCAGCCACUCUGGGGGGAGGAAAUGAGAAGCAGACGCUUAGUCCGCCCCCCACCUGGGGCAGUGGCCUCGUUGCAGCUCUGCAACCACACUCCCCCAACCCUCGGCGAUUGGGCUAACACAACUCUUAGUGGGCCUGCGGCCCCACUUUCUUUUCUGGUGUUUGACCAGGCAGAGCAGUGCCGAAUGGGAUGGAGGGAAAGGAGGGCAAAGGCCUCCUCACCCUCGACUUGGAAAUGCAUUUCCCCCCUUACCUGCUUAACACCCUUUCAGGUUGUACCCUUAAGCAUCGCUUCAUCCUGUUGAGCCAACCAAACUUCACCUCAGGUCAGGAUGAAACAGGAAGUGAGCAGUUUCUCUCUAAAGCGCAGCUGAUGUGCUGUGGGUAGGAUUUCACCGGGAUGCACAGGGACACACUUGUUUUUGUCAAAUCUUUUCCUCACUGGUGUUGUGAUUCCAAUUGGCCAGUGGGUUACGGUUGGGCAGGAUGGUGAGAAUGAAGGUUCAAUGGGAUUCCUAAGAAUACAUGGACAUCCACCUGAAAUGAAAAGAAAUUAAAGUGGGAAAACAAUAAUCAAAUUGUACUUUGAUUAGCAAUUAAGACGUCUUUGACAUGUCAGAUUUCCAAGAUUUGAAAGACUCGGUGGAGUUGUUUUCUCAGGAAGGUUGUUUGUGCUUUUUGUAAAUAAAACUAAAAUGUGCUGUCAUGUGAAAUAGUUUUGGAUGGCUUAAUUUUGAGCUUAGAUUGAACACAUAAAGAUAAAGUCACUUAUAAGAAGGAGAACCUCUGUCUCAUUCUUUUCUUUGGCGUGUCUUUAGUCUGUGUUGUGCUUUGUCACUGUCCUUAAUCCUUAUUUAAUAGAAGUGUAGUAGAAGAUUUCUGCCUUUUUUGACUUGCCUGUCAGAAGCUUUUGCUUAAUCAAUACAUACUCACUCCCCAUUCCCAAUGCUUGCAUUUUAUCAAUCUUGACCCUCUAGUUUUACAUUUUUAGUGGAAGAAAUUAUGUUUUUGGUGAUGGUGCAAAUGUUAAUUCUUAAAGCUUUUAAUGGAUUUUGUUGGAUGGCAAAUAAACAUGAAACUGAGAA